AUGGUUCCCACCGACGAAACCGCGAUCGACUCAGCCCCACCGGUAAAGAGACCACGCGGCAGACCACGCAAAGCCCAGUCGGCUGAGAUCGAUACUUGGCAGCCGCUGCAUCCCUGGGCCAGCACCUCGAAGCACCAGCAGCUGUCGACAGCUACAGCAUCCACAUCAUACCUGCCGCCAAAGAAGGCACGCGCUCAACCACAGGAGCAGCAGCAGCACUAUGUGUCCGCGAUGCAACCUCCGCCGCAGCCCCAUGCUGCAGCACCCAUCACGACUUCGAGCUUCUAUGCCCAACCACAACAGCAGCCGCAAGCAUAUGUAGUGCGAGCAUCGGCAACGCCAGCUCCAGCACCAGUGGUCGAGCCGCAGUACGUGAUGCCGAUGAUAGCACCGAGACAGAACAUACCAACGCGCAAAGAUCUGGAGUUCUUGCUGGGUGGGCCGCCAAGAGUGCGCGAACGGUCAUCGACGCCUAGUACGGCGGGCUUCCAGGCGAGAGCAUCAGUAGCACCAGCCGACAGCACCUACCCUGCGGCAGCACCGAGAAGAACAGUUUCUGCGGCUCAGUAUCAGUACCAGACAGAGGCGACACCAGUGGCGGGGUCCAGUCAAUCCUCAGUCCAGCAACAGGAACCAGCUGCUGCUCGCCUAUCAGUAGCACGUCACUCAGCACCUUCCCGUAGACCACGACAAAUCGACGUAUUCCCUGGCGACGAAGAUGGAGAAGCAGAUUUGCAGGACUACGACGAAGACGAUGGGCUCGCACUUGGCGCAGAGGCAGUCAUGGAAUCCGACCACGACGGUGACUACGCCGACGCCGAAGACGAGACUCUGCCCAAUGAUCAUGACGAUCCAAAUGAUGGAGACUUCAGGCCGAACAACUCUGCCAAACGCAUCAUUCCCCACUCACACACCUCAGGUCAUGCAGCCGAUGCUUCUGGCUCCGUCUCCACCCCUCCCCGCGCCACAACAUCUGCCCCACGACGCAGCCUCGCAAGCAGCAGUACAGCCGGCAAAGUCCCAGGGAGCGCAACGAAGGCUGAUCCUUCUGAUCCCAACGAACCGCCCAAACGCCGCGGACGAUGGCGUAAGGAAGACUACACCCCUGACGUGCUCGAAAAGAUCAAAGCCGCCAACGAGAUCCUCGCUGUUGCACUCGAAGCGUCUGCAGAACAUCCGACUGAAAAAGCAAGUCGUCGCAAGAGUCGGCAACUUCGUCUCGACGAUGUUUUGGAUCGCAAAACUGUUCAAUCUCUCUCCCCUGAGAUGCAGGCCGCUCUCAGAAGGGCUCGAAACACACAACUGCAACGAGAAAGAAGAGAAAGGUUGAGAGCAGAAGCAGGCUGGACCGGCAAACGUCGAAGAAAAGCGCCUGUUGGACCCUUCGAAGGUGUUGGCGUAGAAAGCAGUGCAGGGGAGGACAAAAGGCGUGGGCGAAAACACAAGAUCCCACAGCACGAGGGGGAUGAAGUAGAGAGUGGAUCAGGGAUUGUAGAGAGAGCGAGGGGGAAAGUGUUUGAGUGGAUGAAGAAUGUUUCUAGUGAAGCGGAGAUGAGUGUCGAGCCUGAGAUGCCUUUUCAGACGGAUGGAGAGGGAGGUGGGGGAAGAAGUUUUAGUUCUGAACCGACGGUGCAAAGGAAGGGUCCAAGCACUUAUCCACGUCGGUCGGUAAGCCAGACGCAUAUGGCUGCUACAAUUGCGACUUUACCUUCAAGUUCCCAACAGCAGAGGAGGGAGAGCUCGCCGUUGACACCGGAUAGUGCUGAGGCUAAAGAGAAAGCAAGAGAGGGCACGUUAGAGGGUGGGUUGGUGCGGGAUAUUGAUCCGAGAUUGCAAGCUGACAGUUCUGGCGAGCAAGGGUUCUUCUCUCGUUUCGGUACCGUGACUGGUAAAGUCCAGCCUGUUGCACCAGACACACCUGCUCCGGCUCCGGUGACUACGGCAGUGUUGGCAGUUGGGACCGGAAUCAAACCCGACAUCUCGGACGCUGGAGUUGUGGGGGAGAAGAAAGACUCCAAACCAGCCUACGAAGCAGGCGUUAUGGGCGAUGAGUAUUAUUUCUCCACUUGA
Ustilago hordei is the source of this 2070-nucleotide messenger RNA. RefSeq lists its product as uncharacterized. The coding region runs from base 1 to 2070 and encodes 689 amino acids. The record is from RefSeq and is a predicted model, not a curated record. The transcript has a single exon. NCBI's taxonomy places the organism in Eukaryota, Fungi, Basidiomycota, Ustilaginomycetes, Ustilaginales, Ustilaginaceae.